Panicum virgatum (switchgrass) is the source of this 1673-nucleotide messenger RNA. RefSeq names its product glutamate receptor 2.8-like. Gene Ontology annotation, molecular function: ligand-gated monoatomic ion channel activity; signaling receptor activity. Lineage: Eukaryota; Viridiplantae; Streptophyta; Magnoliopsida; Poales; Poaceae. The record is from RefSeq and is a predicted model, not a curated record. Bases 197 to 1354 code for a protein of 385 amino acids. Gene Ontology annotation, cellular component: plasma membrane. The transcript is spliced from 4 exons.
CUACAACUAUUGCUACCAUGCUGCCAUAUAGUAACUUGCAGCCACUACUAUAUGCUACAGUCAUCUGCCGCCCAAGUCAAAAGACCAGGCAUGGCAAACACAGGAGCAGGAGCUCCCACUACUGUUCAAGCAUGAUAACAAGCGAGAGCAAGGGUAAUUAUCUAACAGAACCUACCGUAUCCUGUGGCCUACCAAUAUGUGCCAUCUACUGCUAACAUCUGUUAUGAAAAUCUUCUCGGUGUUUGAAAAGAAAGCUGAUGUCAUGGUUGGUGACACGACGAUUUCGAUGAGCAGGAUGAAUAAGGUGGCCUUCACAAUGCCCUUCACCGACACAGGGCUGUCGAUGAUCGUGGCACUGAAGAAAGAUUCGAGCAGGAGCAUGUGGAUCUUCCUACAGCCACUGACUAGUACCCUCUGGAUCACCAGCCUUGCCUUCUUCUUCUUAACAGGUUUUGUUGUGUGGGCAAUUGAGCACCGAAUAAACCCUGAAUUCCAUGGCACACCUUGGCAACAAUUUGGCAUCAUUUUCUACUUUGCCUUCUCGACUCUUGUCUUCUCCCACAAGGAGAAGCUGGAGAGCAACCUAUCAAGAUUUGUGGUGAUCAUAUGGGUAUUCGUCGUGCUUAUCUUGACCUCAAGCUAUACAGCGAGUUUGACAUCAAUGCUGACAGUCCAGCGGCUCCAGCCAACUGUGACUAGCGUGCAAGAUCUUCUAAGAAAUGGUGACUGUGUGGGGUACCAAAGUGGUUCUACUGUGAAGUAUUGGCUGGAGGAAAUGGGCUUCCACAAGAAGGACUUGCUGGGUUAUGUCACAGUAGAGGAGUAUGCUGAGGCCCUGCAAAGGGGAUCAGGGAACGGAGGGGUCUCUGCAAUUGUUGAUGAAGUCCCCUACCUAAAGAUAUUCCUGUCAAAGUAUUGUGAAGGUUACACCAUGGUUGGCCCAACCUACAAGUGGGGAGGCUUUGGAUUUGCUUUUCCAAUAGGGUCACCCAUGGCGCACGACGUAUCACAUGCCAUCAUGACACCCGCAGUGCAGCAGGAGAUGGCGCGGAUAGAGAGGAAAUGGUUCGGUGACCCAGGAGCCUGUGAGAGCAAGAGCGGCGGCAUCAACUCGUCCAGGCUCAGCUUCAGCAACUUUGGUGGGCUGUUCCUCAUUACUGGCAUGACCUCUGGCCUUGCCCUUCUCAUAAACCUUAGCAUCUUCGUUUACCAGGAGCGAGACAAGCUCAGGGCUGCAGCGUCUCGCACUAGGUCGAUGUCGCUGCAGAGGUUGCACACAUGGUUUGAACGCCUUGGCAGCGCCGAGCACACUGAGUCACCCAUCAAUCAUCAAGAAGCAGAUAGGCGAGUAUGAGAGGGAUGGCCGCUAGUCAAAUCAGCUUCAGGGAGAUGGAUGAAUGGAUGCUGGCAACGGAGUCAACAAGUAGGGAGUGGAAGGAAAGCAACCAUACUGCGUCCUUUUGUUAGAGAACUUGCUUCUUUUCUUGAUCCUAUGGCAGCUGAUACAUAGUACUAUUUGCUAGAUGAACUUGUUUCGUUGUUUAUCUUGUAGUUGAUAGUAAUAUAGGAUUCCGUUGUAAGCUAGCCUUUUGUGCUUCAAUGAACAAGGUGUGCUGUUAACCAAAGACAAUUAUUAGGAGGAAAUGGAAUUGUGCAAUCUGUUACAUUUGUCC